AUGUCAAGCAGCAAGUUUCUAGAAGCACUAGUCCGACUACCAGAGGAACUGCACAUGUUUAUUCUCCGCGAACUUUGCGUGGCAGACGUACUCGCGCUCCGGCACACCUGCCGUGCCUUGAACUGGCUCAUCAUAGGCAAUGCACCUGCCCUCGUUCGACACUGUGUUCGACAGCGGAUGGGAAGUCUACAUUUGCAAUUGUAUCCCGCGCCCAAGCCGGAUGGCUUGCCUCUUUCCUUUUUACUGGCCAUGCGCCGCCGCCACAUUGCUUCUAUCCGGCUGACGAGGCAACUCGCCAACCAGCUUGUUGGCCAGGGUGUGCAGUCGUCGUGUGGGCGGCAACGGCAGCUGUGGACGUCGGUGUACGAACGCAUGUUACCUCUGGUGUUUGGCGUUGGCUAUUUUCUCGACGAACAUCGGCGAGUGUUGCUGGAAAGGGAUCUGGGACGAAUCCGGCCGAGAUGGCCCAUUGGAUACGACAUUUGUACGACGGAGGCCAUUACCGGCGAGGAGCGCAUGGUGAUGAAGAAGCUGGAUGGGCCGCUGAGGUUGCAGUAUUUCUACCUGUACUGCUUCGUGCUGCAGGUGCUGCAACGCAUGCUGCGACCUAGCCAGCCAGGCGGGAUGAUGGAGAGGCGUGUUUGCAGGCAGGCAGUGUGUGCAGAGGAGAUUGCAUUCCUCGUCCUGCUUGGGGGCAUUGGGCAAAUGGCCAAACUCAUGGCCUGGCCGACGUAUGAAGAGCGGCGGGGCUAUCUGGAUGCGUACAUGACACACAUGUCGCCGCACAGCAGCAAGUGCUGGCGGCGACACUGGAGGAACAUUGGCGUGCUUUCACCCGCCUUGUUGGACGAGAUUCCGUGUGCGCGGAUUGGCAUCACCCGGCUGGAUCAGGUGUGGGCGCCUCUGAUUGCCCAAAUGAUGGGACCUGGGAUGCGGGAGUUUAGCGAGGCAGAGCGGGUUCGGUACGAGGAGGUCAGGAGAACGAAAAAGUACAUCAACGAGGUGGUAGGGUACGAUAUCCUGCAGGGUAGGACAGCCGAUGGUAGUAGCGACUUUGACGGCUUUGACGACUUGCCUGGCUCUGGACCGGAGAGAGCAUGGGCCAUGUACAAGUAUGUACCUUGGAAGCGGAAGCGGAAGAAAUGCUUGUUCGAGGCCAAGCGUGAGAUGGGACAUGACCUGACCGUCCGUCUCUCUUCGGCCGAGACAAAGGGCUCGCUGAGAAGGCCAUGUGCUGCAUGGUUGAAGAGUAUUAUUAUUAUUAUUAUUAUUAUUAUUAUUAUUAUUAUUAUUAUUAUUAUUAUUAUCAUCAUCAUCAUCAUCAUCAUCAUCAUCAUCGCUACUAUCAUAGGUGGCCGUAUUGGAUUUGUCGGCGGGGCGAGCAGCGGACAAGCGUGGUGGGCACUUGCCACUUGGGCCGGCCGGGGCAAGGGCAAGGGGCAGAAGGCGGAAGGCGCAGGGGGGGUUUCUCGGUUUGUCGUCUGCACUCACUCCCACUCACUCCCAAAAGAGGACAUGGUGGGUAGCCAGGGCUGGCCCGGCUGGCCAAUGGGAGGUUGCUGA
Messenger RNA from Plenodomus lingam JN3, 1563 nucleotides. RefSeq lists its product as uncharacterized. NCBI's taxonomy places the organism in Eukaryota, Fungi, Ascomycota, Dothideomycetes, Pleosporales, Leptosphaeriaceae. Gene Ontology annotation, molecular function: protein binding. The record is from RefSeq and is a predicted model, not a curated record.